Dunckerocampus dactyliophorus (ringed pipefish) is the source of this 1242-nucleotide messenger RNA. It is a transcript of the gene rbm7, whose product is annotated as RNA binding motif protein 7. The record is from RefSeq and is a predicted model, not a curated record. Gene Ontology annotation, cellular component: nucleus. Bases 133 to 855 code for a protein of 240 amino acids. Gene Ontology annotation, molecular function: single-stranded RNA binding. The transcript has 5 exons. Gene Ontology annotation, biological process: regulation of alternative mRNA splicing, via spliceosome. Lineage: Eukaryota; Metazoa; Chordata; Actinopteri; Syngnathiformes; Syngnathidae.
CGUUUGUAUUGAAGCAUUUACGAGGUUUAGCCAUGACGUCAUGGGCCUAGCUUGGGUUUUUAUCAGAGUCUCUGGAAAGCUAGUAUUAGCAUCGCCAAGGAAGAGAGCGGCUGGACGUGACAAAAUAAUAUAAUGGGGAUAGAAGAGGAAGCUGAUCGAACGCUUUUUAUUAGGAACUUGGAUGCACGGGUGACAGAGGAGCUUUUAUUUGAACUGUUCUUACAGGCAGGACCUCUGAUCAAAACAAAAAUCCCCAAAGAUGUGGAUGGCAAACAGAAGACUUUCGGCUUUGCCGUGUACAAACACGAGGUGUCGGUGCCCUAUGCCAUGCAGCUGCUCAACGGGACGUCUUUGUUCGGGAGAUCGAUACAUGUGCAGUUCCGAUCGGGUAGCAGCCAUAGCAAUAGUACCGGGAACUUAAGUCCGACAAGUACCCCUGAUCCCCACGGCCUGAGGAUGCCACCCCAUUUCACCUCUCCUCCUUACACUCCUCCAGCCUCAAUACAAAGGUCUUUUUUGUCCCCUGACAGCCUGCAGAAGCAUGCCAUGAUGAACAACAUGAUGUGUCAGCAGCUGGAUGACGACUUCUCCAAGCAGAGGCAUCCGCCUGCAGGGGGCAGGGGCAACUUCAGGCAGUACGACAGCGCCCCCUACCGGCCCUACUCAUCCCAAGCGGACAGCUGCAGAAGAAACCAGCGCUACCCGGACGACACAGGCCACCAUCAGCAGCACAGGAACAACUACAACCAGGAGCAGAAUACCUGGAGGGGUGGCAACCGUCACGGGGGCAGCAGGCAUCACGAUGACAGGGGCGGUAACCGUGGUUACCAAGAUAGUAGGUGGAGACGGUACUGACGGGGAAAGCAUCAUUGAAAGAGACUCAUAUAUGUCAUCGUGUGGCCAAUUUCUAGCGUACACUCAGGUUGUUUUCUACAUCACUUAAGAAGAUUUGGUGUCUUAAUUUUUUUUAGUUUGUUUUUACAGUGUUUUUAAAUUUCUACUUAAUCAGGCCAAGAACAGGAAAAAAAGACAUUGCUUAAAAAGCCUUUUGGUCUGUUUUUAUACUACAAAGAAUAUGUAAAUGGUGCUCAGAGCAGCUACACAAUGUUCAGGUAAUUUGCAAAAAAAAAAAUCCAGCUACCAGCACCACUUUUUUCCACAAACGUUCCUCUUUUUUUUUUUUUUUAAAGAAACUUUUAUUUUGUAAGACCAACUGGGAAUGUUUUAACUGAUCAUCAUGAA